Messenger RNA from Danaus chrysippus (African queen), 447 nucleotides. The record is from the annotation of a GenBank genome assembly. Lineage: Eukaryota; Metazoa; Arthropoda; Insecta; Lepidoptera; Nymphalidae.
AUGUCUUUAUCACAGUUGCCUUUAUUUUUAAAAGGUCAAGUAGUGAACGGCUUUGGAAGAGGUUCAAAGGACUUAGGUUGUCCAACCGCAAAUUUUCCAAGGGAAGUAGCACAAUCUCUGCCAAAAGAUUUAAAAACUGGUGUUUAUUAUGGCUGGGCUAAAGUUGACUCGGGACCCGUUUACAAGAUGGUCGUCAAUAUUGGAUGGUGCCCGUUUUAUCAGAAUAAGGAGUUGUCUGUUGAAACUCAUGUUAUUCAUAACUUUGACGAAGACUUUUAUGGUUCGAUCUUGAAGAUCUGUGUGCUCGGAUACUUAAGACCUGAAAAGAACUUUCCUUCGUUGAACAAUCUGAUAAGUGCUAUAAAACAGGAUAUUGAGGACGCUAAGCAGAAUUUGGAUAUCAAAGAAAAUAUAAUAUUUAGAGACCAUGACUUUUUUAAAAAUUAA